AUGACUAGCAACAUUUCUCCACAAUAAUAUAAAUUCCCAUUAGACCUUACAGAGGAAAUAAUCAUUCUACUUCAUCUGAAGAACAAUAAAAACACUCAAGUUCAUAGUCAUCGACUUACAACCGUUAUCAAUUCCAAUUAAAGCAUUUACAACACUUAUUUAUUAAAGGAGACUUGCUUGAGAUACUAUCGUUAUACAACAUUGUAUUACUUAAGAAGGGCCUUACGUAUCCUGGAAUGGACUUUUCAAUAACAAAUGACAACUUGUUGAAGAAAUUUGAGCUCUGCUCCACAAGCAAGAUCGAAGACUCAAUUUUCAUGGAAUUAGGUAACAUUCGUGAUAGAGAUGAAGUAAAAAUUCAACUAUUUGACCUUUAUAAAAAAGCAAGCAAACCGGACAGACGAAUUAUAGAUGUUUUGAUAAAUCUCUUAAAGAAACUGUCAAAUGAUAUUAUUAAAAAGCAUAAGAUCGAAGAGCAAGAACUCUUAGUGAAUUACGUAGAUUCUAUUUUAAACCCUUGUUACAUGAUCCUGGUCAUGAAAAGUUAUUCUUCUGGUAUGAAGCAUUAAAAAGCUUAGAAAGCGAGUAGUGUGGUAUUUCCAUACCUCCUAUAAUAAAUAAACACGAAUUAGACAC
Molecule: messenger RNA, 636 nt
Organism: Mycotypha africana
Lineage: Eukaryota; Fungi; Mucoromycota; Mucoromycetes; Mucorales; Mycotyphaceae
Exons: 4
Coding region: 237-569 (110 amino acids)
Source: RefSeq, a predicted model, not a curated record